AUUGAAAAUGCACCAGCGAUAAUCAGCACGGUCGAACAGUGAAAACGGUACAAAUCUGCUGGACUCCCUACCCCCCUCCCCAGCGAAGAAGAAAGAUAGCACCAUGAAACUAGCCAGCUGGAUGUGCCUGCUAAUGCUCCUCCUGGCCAAGCGCGGCCAGCUGUUGCGGGCGGAGUUGCAAGGGCCCACAGCUACAACCGAAACCACUGGGCCCUCUGCCAGCAGCCUGCAGUCAGGAGAGCCACCUAGUCAGGCCGACACGGAAGAGGUAACCACAGCCGAGACAGAUUCCCGGGCUCCGGCCGUCAGCAAUGAGCGGAAGGCGUCUAAGCCGAAGGACGGCACGGAGUUUAUGCCACGGGUGAAUACAGCUGUUCUAUUCGAACGGCUCUUUAACGAUACUCUGAUGAAACAACAGAAGCUAAAGGCCGAGAUCGAGAAAAUCGAAGCCAGUCUACAGGGCACUGUCGAGACCAUUGCGGAGCUAACGCCGGAGCAGUUGGAAGCCCAACUGAUGUAUAACCAAGCCAUCGACAUGCUCGCCAAGCCGCGCACAGACAAACGGGUGGUCUUCACCUUGCUAAAAAAGGCGGCGGCCUUCAAUCAUCGUGAGGCCCGAGCGGCUCUCGCUUGGGCUGUGCUCAUGGGCCACUGGAUGGAGUUCGAUUUCCAUCAUGCUGCCGACGAGUUUGAGAGCUUGGCCAACGAGGGUUUGCCCUCGGCCCACAUGGGACUGGCAUUCAUGUAUUCGGCCGGAGUUGGUGGGAAGAAUGUGAGCCAGCCGCUGGCUUUAAUCCACUACACUCUGGCCGCCCUGGGCGACGACACUCUGGCUCAGAUGGCUUUGGGCUAUCGCUAUUUGUACGGCAUCAAUGUGCCCAUCAGCUGCGAGAAGGCUCUGAUCCAAUACAAGCGAGUGGCCAAGAAGGUGGCCUCGAAAGUAACCUUUGCCAAUGGGCCGGUUGUGCAUCGCGUGCGGCUGCUGGAUGAGCUGGAGAAUCCCGGCAGCCACGAGACUGAGAUUGUCGACUACUACCAGCUGCUGGCCGACAAGGGUGAUGUGCAGUCCCAGGUGGGAUUGGGCCAGCUCUACUAUCAGGGUGGCAAGGCCAUUGAGCAGGAUCAUCAGAAGGCAUUGGAAUACUUUACGCUGGCGGCCAAUGCGGGCAAUGCCAUUGGCUUUGCCUUUCUGGGCAAACUCUAUCUGGAGGGAAGUGAACAGAUUAAGGCGGACAACGAAACAGCCUUUAAGUACUUCUCCAAGGCCUCGGAAACGGGCGAUCCUGUGGGCCUGAGCGGCUUGGGUGUCAUGUACCUGAAGGGCUUGGGUGUUCCCAAGGAUCCAGUCAAGGCUCUGUCCUAUUUCACACAGGCAGCAGACCAAGGCUGGGUUGAUGGCCAGGUCCAGCUGGGCACCAUGUAUUUUACUGGUAAUGGGGUCAAGACUGACUACGGCCUGGCCCUCAAGUACUUCAAUCUGGCCACUCAAUCGGGCCAUGUGUUGGCCUACUACAAUCUUGGGGUUAUGCAUGCCUAUGGCAUGGGGGUGCUGCGCUCCUGCCCGACGGCUGUUGAGUUCUUCAAGUCCGUGUCGGAACGAGGACGUUGGAGCAACAGGCUGAUGCAUGCGUACAGCGACUACAAGCAGAAUCGCAUCGAUGAGGCCUACAUGCAAUACUCCCUGAUGGGCGAGGUUGGCUAUGAGGUGGCCCAGAGCAAUGCCGCCUUCCUGCUGGACCGCGAGGAGGUGCAUGUGUUCAAUGACCGCAAUGAGGACUUGAUUCGAGCCUUUUAUUACUGGAAGCGGGCUGCUGGCCAGGGCUAUUCGGCUGCCCAAGUGAAGCUCGGUGACUACUACUAUUAUGGCUGGGGUACUUCCAAGGAUUUCGAGACUGCUGCUGCUCUAUACAGGAAAGCCUCGGAGCAGCAGUACAAUGCCCAGGCCAUGUUCAACUUGGGAUACAUGCAUGAGCAGGGGCUGGGCAUGAAGAAGGAUUGGCAUCUGGCCAAGCGGCUGUAUGAUCUGGCUGCCGAAACCAAUGCAGACGCCAAAGUACCAGUGGCCAUAGCGCUAUUGAAGCUGCAGUUUCUGGCAAAGAUUGAAACAAUCAAAGAGUCCCCGUAUAAGUUCAUCUUCUAUUUGGAUGAAAACAUAGCCGCCAACUGGGAUUUGUACACGAUUACAUUACUGACUCUGCUGUUGGGAUUUAUCAUGUAUACGCGACGACCAUUCCAGCAACCUGAUCAGAUUGCGGGGCAGCAGCAGCCAGCAAAUAAUUUGGACGCUGCUGCGCAGGUUCAGAUGGUGCCUCCGGUAGCUGCCGACGCAACAGCAGCCGCUCCUGCACCCGAACCCGCACCCGCACCGGCACCGGCACCGGCACCCGAACCAGAUCCUUCAACGGCUGCUGGCACAUCAAAAGCGACGGCGACGGCGGCGGCAACGUCUAAUGGCAACGGUGCGACAGAGGCGGCGUCGAGUGGCGCCAGCGCCAAUGCGAAUGCUCUCGAUCCCACUGAUUAGUCUUAGUGAGAGUUGGUUUAAUCAUCCCCCCCCUAGUUUAAUUUAGUGUGCGUGUAAAUAUUUAUCAUCUAAUUUCGCCCGAUUUAAUAUUUUCUAUUAACUCAAAAACGACCUUUUAGAUAUCGUACUCAAAUUAUAAAUGUUGUACUGAUCAAAAAAAUCAAAGAAAAAACCGAUUGUGAAUAUGUGAA
This is a messenger RNA of Drosophila miranda, 2715 nucleotides long. RefSeq names its product protein sel-1 homolog 1 (gene Hrd3). The transcript is spliced from 7 exons. Bases 104 to 2524 code for a protein of 806 amino acids. Gene Ontology annotation, molecular function: protein binding. Gene Ontology annotation, biological process: ERAD pathway. Gene Ontology annotation, cellular component: endoplasmic reticulum membrane. Lineage: Eukaryota; Metazoa; Arthropoda; Insecta; Diptera; Drosophilidae. The record is from RefSeq and is a predicted model, not a curated record.